Lasiosphaeria miniovina is the source of this 354-nucleotide messenger RNA. RefSeq lists its product as uncharacterized. Lineage: Eukaryota; Fungi; Ascomycota; Sordariomycetes; Sordariales; Lasiosphaeriaceae. The record is from RefSeq and is a predicted model, not a curated record. The coding region runs from base 94 to 297 and encodes 67 amino acids. The transcript has a single exon.
CAGGCAUACAUGUAUGUGUGUAUACGUAGGGCACAAGGCCACGUACGCGUUAUUGUGUUCUAAAUAGAAGAAGAAAAACCCAAAUCGCUUUCCAUGCCCGUUCUGAGGCCGUCCUUAACGCCACCUCCAACCGGACCGUCGAGAAAACGGAUGGGGGAGAAGCAGGCAACUAGCCUAGAAACUAGAACCUCUUCGCUUUUGGGCCGAGUAAGAAUGAUGACGGGGAGAUAUAUAUCUACCGACAUCGCUAUUCUGCCGUGGAAAAGACUGCUUACUCCUUGCCCUUUCCUAGCCUAACUAGAAAAGAAGCUAGCAAGAGAGAUGGGUGUAAAGAUUCCCAGAUAAAAAACAACG